Penicillium lagena is the source of this 402-nucleotide messenger RNA. RefSeq lists its product as uncharacterized. NCBI's taxonomy places the organism in Eukaryota, Fungi, Ascomycota, Eurotiomycetes, Eurotiales, Aspergillaceae. The coding region runs from base 1 to 402 and encodes 133 amino acids. The record is from RefSeq and is a predicted model, not a curated record. The transcript has a single exon.
AUGGAGGGGCACUGUGGUAUAGAUAUCAUCGCUGUGGUCGCUGGAGAGGACGAGGAACUGUCACUCCUAGUAAGUAUCGAACUGGGAUCCAAUACUCCCAGUGGAUUUUCUAGGCUCAUCCCAUGCAUCGGUGAACUCUUCUGGCAACCAAAAACUGCUCGACCGAACGCUGCUGGAGCUAACCGUUUGCGGACUAGGGUGGGGGCACCACAAUAUCUGGCUUAUGUCACGGUGCUUAUGUCAUUCCUAGCUGACUCAUCAAUAAAUCUUGGACCUGGGCAUCACUCUGGCAAUCCACCAUCAUAUCACCUCCCUCAGGGAUUCGCUUGCUUCAACCCCAUCAACCACUCCCUCCGUGCCCCAGGGUUCGGGACCUUCUCAGGUGUGACGUCUGGCAGAUGA